UUUAUAUUAGUACAUUACAAGUUUUUAAUUAACAUACAUUUUAGGGUUUUAUCAGGAUAUUGCAGGAUAUCAUGAGUAGUUAUGGACUGUGCCAAAAAGAUAUCAGUACUUAACGAUGAUACAAAUGAUUUUUCAGAAGUGCUUAUUUAGCAUAUUUUGGAAAAUUAUUCAAAAUGUCAACCGAUCUAAAAAAAGGCCACUUCAUUUGACGUCGAGGCGGGGUCAUUUUCAUCGUACAAAACUCUGUUAUACGACAAUCAAAGAGCUGAAAGAGCAUUUAUAUUUGAAAACUUACGGAAACAUUUAAUUAUUCAAUGUAACAUUGAAGAAUUGAAAUCUAUGAGAAGCGAAUGUGAUAACGAGUUAAAAAAAAUAUUCCUACAAGCAAAGGUUAUGGCUGUUAAAAUGGAUAUUGAGUUGACAAUCAAACGGUUGAAUAAAAGACAAAAAAUCGAGCAAAUCCAUUGUCUGAUCAAAAAAUGGAUGCGGAAACUUACUAUAAAAUAACUGUUUUUAUACCAAAUGUUGAUUAUUUCAUAACUGAAUUGGAAAAUAGAUGGCACACUCAGACAUUUUCAAAGGGUUUGAGAGUUUAUUUUCUUCUAAUACAGUUUUAACUGAAGUUGAAGAAACUUCAUUUAAAAAAUUAGUUGAAUUUUACCAACUAGAUGUAGAAAACUUAAACAUUUUACUGGUUGAGCUAAAGUUGUGGAGGCACAAACUAAACAGAUCAUCUAAUAAUGUACCAAAAUCAGCUCUUCGAGCGCUUAUUGAAUGUGAUGCUAAUAUAUUUCCUAAUAUAUUUAUAAUAAUCAAAAUUUUAUGUACAUUGCCUGUAUCCAUUACAACACCUAAGUGGAUGUUUUCAUCCCUUAAAAGAAUAAAAACAUACUUAAGAAAUGCCAUAUCUGAAGAUCGAUUGAAUGGAUUAACUAUGUUGGCUUUCCACAAAAAAAUACAUAUUGACACAGAGGAGAUAAUAAACAAGUCAGCCAAAAAACCUAGGAAAUUGGAUUUUUAUCUUAUAAAUAAUAGAGUUUAUGGAAAUUAAAUUUUUGUAUUAAUGUAACUGUGUAUAUAAUUAUGUUUAAAAAAAAAAAUAACUGUUAGGAGGGUGUGGGAGCAAAGCCCCCCACUUUAUGUUUAUCCAAUUAAUUAAAUACCCCCCCCCAGAACCAAAUCAUAGCUACGCCACUGAUCCCUAAAUAUAAUUAAAAUAAAAGUUAAAGCCAUUAAAUAUUUUGAUAUAGUUUAAAGUUAUAAUCUUAUAACCUACCUAUAGUUAACAGCUAAUCUAUAGCUAAUAAAUAUAAUUUAUAAUAAUAUUAUUUUAGUAUUUAGUGAGUAGUUUGGUAAAUAGUAUAACUAGUAUAAGUAUUAAAAAGGCAGAGCCGCAAUUCGCAAAGGUAAUUUAGGUACAUACCCACCAAUAAGGUGGGUACCAUACAUAAUAUAGUCUAUACUCUAUAGUCUAUGGUAUAGAGCAGUGAUUCUCAAUCUUUUUAGUACCGCUACCCAAAUUUAUCCCGAAAUAUCUUUCGUGACCCACAUGGUUUCACUUUUCAAAAAGUAGUUAUAAAAAACAAAAUUUGUAUUAUAUAAAUAUGUAUGAAUUUGUAAUAUAUAUUUAGUAUUUUAUAGGUUUAUAAUCAAUUUAUUUUUAUAAAUGUACUUUUAAUAAUGAGGUGUAUGCGAAAUGUUUACUUGUUUUGUUAUGGUUAAUAACAGCAUUGACAUUAUAAUUCAAAAAAUUUUUUCGCGACCCGCUAAAAAUUGACUAACGACCCACCAAUGGGCCGCGACCCUCACUUAGAGAAACGCUGGUAUAGACUCUAUACUCUAUAGCAGGUUAGGUUAGGUUCUGUAAUCAUAAUAUUAGUAUACUAAUAUACUUAUAUUAUUUUAUACGUAGUAUAAUAAUUGCAUGCUUUCAUGUUUUACGUUAAUUUAUACGAUUUAUUAAUUGACAUAAAAUAAAUAAUAUUAUUGUUUACUCAAUUUUCUAUUUACCGGUUUAUGUCACAAUAAUACCUAUUUGUUCAUUUAUAAUAGCUAUUUUUAAACCAUACAAUUCUUCAUUUCUAUUUUUGAAUCAUAUUUUUAAUCAUAUAUUGUAUCUAACUUUUUUAAUUAGUUAAUUAAGCAAAAACAUUCCACAGACCGUGAGGCUUGCCAAAACACAUGCUCAUCUAAACAACGUAAAUACAAGCUAAAACCCGUAUUCUUAGAUCUUUAAUUUGAAGUAGGUGUGUUAAUAAAAUGUUAAAUAAUAACUUAAUAACAGUUAUUUUUCGUAGAUGGUUAAAUAAUUAAUAUG
Rhopalosiphum maidis (corn leaf aphid) is the source of this 2317-nucleotide messenger RNA. Its product is annotated as 52 kDa repressor of the inhibitor of the protein kinase-like. The record is from RefSeq and is a predicted model, not a curated record. Gene Ontology annotation, molecular function: protein dimerization activity. Lineage: Eukaryota; Metazoa; Arthropoda; Insecta; Hemiptera; Aphididae. The transcript has 6 exons. The coding region runs from base 557 to 1051 and encodes 164 amino acids.